AUGCCGAAUAUGCAGCGUCUUUUUGUCCUGCUGGUGCUGCUGCACAUGCAGGUUUGCCUGCUGUUGAAGGACUGUGAGUGGAAAGUUGUGCUCAAUGAUUUUGAUAAUCUAGGUGGGGACCAAGCUGUGUUUUUUAGGCAGCACCCGGUCACUAGCGUAGCGUCUGUGUUCCAGAAUCUGACGGACUCGGCCAUAGACCUGAAUGAUAAAAAUUCGCACUACCUGGGCUUCCCGUACUACUUGAAAAUUAGUCUAACCUGCAUCACUCAGGAUGCAGGGAAGGUCAUUCGCAAUGCUCACCUGACGGGGCUGAGGCCUAUUGUGACCGUAACGUUUGAAGCGCCUGUCAAUACAGAGCGUCAGAAACCCGAGGAGCUGCAGAUUGAGAUGAAAGGCGCCCCUUACCGGCUCCAGGGUACCCUGCUUCUCUUCCAUUUCAGUGCAAAUAACAGGGGUUCCCUCUGCAGGUGA
Messenger RNA from Mauremys mutica (yellowpond turtle), 471 nucleotides. Its product is annotated as cation channel sperm-associated protein subunit gamma-like. The record is from RefSeq and is a predicted model, not a curated record. The transcript has 3 exons. NCBI's taxonomy places the organism in Eukaryota, Metazoa, Chordata, Testudines, Geoemydidae. Gene Ontology annotation, cellular component: CatSper complex; sperm principal piece; motile cilium. Bases 1 to 471 code for a protein of 156 amino acids.